Rotaria sp. Silwood2 is the source of this 1608-nucleotide messenger RNA. The record is from the annotation of a GenBank genome assembly. NCBI's taxonomy places the organism in Eukaryota, Metazoa, Rotifera, Eurotatoria, Philodinida, Philodinidae.
AUGUUCAUCUUCUUGAUCUUUCUAAUAAAAUAUUAUUUUCUCAUUUUGAAAAAACUUGACAAUAUUGAUGUUCUUUACUCUUUAUUGAAUAUCAACAAUCAACGACUUGAAAUUAUAGCACAAGAACAAAUCUUCAGUGAUAUACUUAAUUUUGUUUCCAUAUCACAAUCAAGUGAUCAGAUAACUUCACUUCCUUCAAAAAUACUCGAUCGAUUUUGUAUUUCAAUAUUAUCAAGAAUUCAUAAAAAUGUUAAAUCUCUCAUUCUUGAAUCUGUUUCUAUGAAAUAUAUUCUUCGUGCUGGUAACUAUCCUAAUCUUACUCAACUUAAACUUUUUAAUUUCACUAAAGCAAUAUUUUCACGUUAUUUCAUAGAUGAUUUUCUCUUUGGACAUAUUUGUAAACAACAAAUUACGGAUCUCGUUCUUGUCGUUAAUGAAAACAAUAUUGAAAUAACAGAAGAAGAUUAUACAAAGAAUGUUUAUGCAAUUAUCUUAGAUUUCUUUGAAAACGUGAAGCAUUUGACUAUUGCUAUGCCAUCUACCAAACAUUAUUCAGGAUCUACCACAAGUUAUCCAUGCUUGUCGUUGUAUAAAUUACCGCCAAUGACUUUUUCCUCUUCGACACUUACUAAAUUAUGUAUCAACGUCCAUGAUAUUAAUGAUGUUCGUUCUUUACUUGAUGGUCGUCUUAAACAAUUAACUACACUCAUCGUUCAAGUUGAAUUUAUCAUGGAUUUGAGGUCAACAUCUUACAACAGAGAUGAUCUACCUAAUUUAAAAUGUUUCUCAUUAACAUCUUAUAAUUUUACUCAAGAAUAUGAUAAUCUAAUUAUACCUCUUCUUCGUCGAAUGUCACAUCUCGAAGAAUUAACUUUAAAUAUUCUCAUCUUUGAUAGAUCCACACUCAUUACUGGUACUCAUCUUGAUAAUGAAAUUCUUAUUCAUAUGCCACGACUUCAUACAUUCAUAUUUUGUAUCAUUUCUGAAACUGCUAUUACUGAUCCAGCUAUUCGUAUAUCUAAUGACGACAUUGAACGAACUUUCUCAAAUCUCAAGCAUCAACAGGUGGCUUGUAUGGUAGAUUAUUUCAUCCCUCUCAAAAUGGUAUGUCGCGUCUUUUCACUUCCAUUUAAAUUUGAUCGUCUCGAACACGUCACAAAUAAUAUUCCAAAUAUUGUAUUUAAAUCUGUUACUCGUUUAAAUUUAUGGGACAAAGAUCCAUUCAAACAUGAAUUUUUCGUUCGACUUACCCGAGCUUUUCCAUUUCUUAAAAAACUAUCUAUUUGGAAUAUUCAAGCACCAUUUUCGACAUUUGACGAACGUCAUCUUUCUGAUAAAGAUUGGUGCUCAAUUGUUGAAUAUCCCCAUCUUAUUUCACUCGACGUUGCACGCGCAAAUACUCAUUAUGUUGAACAUUUCCUCAAUGAAACAAAAACACAUUUACCUCAUUUAACAGAAUUAAAAGUUACUUAUGACGAUUUGGAAAUUGUGACAAAAAACUUUACAAGAGAUGAAACACGACGUAGUUGUGCUGGAGUGAAACGAUUAAUUGUUGAAGGUCCAAUAAAUUAUUCGAACGAUGUUUAUAAUUAUUUUCCUUUAUUGUAA